UUUUUUUUUUUUUUUUUUUUUUUUUCUCUUCAUCUCUCUUAUCCCUGGUCUCAUCCAUCGAAACAAGUGAAAACCAACGCGCGCCAUCACUGACCUGUUCAUCGCUGUGGCAUCCCAUUUUCGCAGCCUGAACCUAUGAAUCCACCAUGAGCUUGCUUGAUUCGGCCCAAUCACUCCCGUCGAACAACAGCAGCAGCACCAUUACUGAUAGUACUAAUCCCGCUCAUAACGAUUCCACAGACUCUACAACUUCAGCUGAUCAAGACACCGCGUCGGGCUCACAUCAGACCCCGAUCCCAUCAGUUACAUCACCCAGUGUAUCUGCACCAGCACCCGCCUCAGCAUCCCUUUUAACUGAAUCCCAUGUAACUAGCAGUAUAUCAAGCAGCCCUGGCCUGUUGAUUAAUAGCUCGGCAUCAACCUCCUCCACCAUUGUCAGCAGUGCUGUUGAUGCAGCUUUGAGUUCUAUUAGACCCACCAUCGCAUCUCUCGAAGACUCAUCUGCCAGCUUACGAACCUUUCGUGUCCUUUAUGAUCCCUUCUUGGACGCCAGCAAGUCCAAAAAUACAACUGUGCUUUGUCGCUACCAAGAUGAUCUUACAGAAGAGGACAAAAAGGAUCCACAGGACCCACGCCGGACUGCAGCGAAUUAUAGCUAUCUCAUUUCCAAGACGAGACGAGCCUUCAAAGGCACAUUGGCACCUGUUCGACUUGAGCGCGAUAGUAAUUCAGUAGUUCAUCAUGGAGUUUUGGUCUCUCAUCUUUCCUUCUCAACCACUACAUUGGACCUGGAAAUUUUAUUUGCAGGAUGUGGAGAUAUUUUGGACAUUCUUAUUGAACGGCAUCCUGUCACUGGUGUUGGCCUUGGGUUUGGACGCGUUGUUUUCGCGGGACCAGAGGCGGAGGCAGCUGUGAAAAAAGCUGUAGAGACACUACAUGGCAAACAGAUGGAUAGAGGGCCGCUAAAGGUUAUUUCGGAUGGUAGUGGCUCAAAGUUUCGCAAGGCAAAGGCCAAUGUAGCAGCCAGGAUUGAAGCAGCCAAGGCUAAAGCAGCUCUCGCAGCAGAGUCUAGUCAUGAUCGUGACAUUUACACCAACGACGAUGAUAUGGAGAUUGAUGAUGCAUCUACACCACCUCCUAGUAAUAUGCUUUCACCAAGUUCUAGCCUUCCUUCCGCUUCUAGCUCUACAGGAUCCCUACCUGUAUCCUCUUCUACUACUAGUAAUGCUCCAACUCCAACCACCACCAUAGCCCUUCCACUCACACCCUCCACUACCCCAUCGUCCAAAGCAAAUCAACAGCAGGCAUCAGGUACGACGCCGAAACGUGUUCCAAUACCUCUUCCACCAAAUCCCCGAACACGCGUUAUUCCUUUGCCACCCAAGCCUGUCCCUAAAGAGGAUGGUGAAAUUGAGGAUGGCUCUAACAGGACAAAGACCACUCUUUCUAACAGCACUAACAGUACGCCAAGAGUACCAUUACCCACACCUCGACGGGACUGGGAAAAAACGUUGGAUCUAGGACACUCAUUAUCUUUGGAAAAUUAUAGGGUCCCGCCAAAAUCCCGGGAGAUGGACCCAUAUCGUGCAUCUCCAGUUCCACCGCUUCUAAUGUCUCCAGGAGCUAUCGGUCGACCAGAGCGGAUGAAGCAAGGAGGUAUUGUCCCAGGGUUUCAUCCCAGAGAAGACUUUUACGAUCGCCGAGGAAGCUAUUUUGACGAUAUGCAGUUCCCGCCAGAUCGAUAUGAGCGCUACCCAGGUCGCAGACGCCCGAGUCGUAGUCGGAGCCGGAGCUGGUCGAGAAGCAGGAGUAGAGAGCGCAGCUCUAGUCCUGCUUGGGGAUUGGAGGCAAAACUACAUGGCUUGGGCAUGAGGCGUGGUCGAGGAAUUCAUGCAGAAAAGCGUGUGCCUGCAGCUGAAAAUGACUACUCUGGGUGGCAAAAGGAUUUAGCAUGUCUAAUCAUCAGUCGCGACUGUCUCCCUUUUCAUCGUAUCACGGUGGAAAAUAUGAAGCAAGAGUUCGAUAAGUUUGGCCCCGAGAGAAUCGAGCGACAUGGAGAGAACUGGUACAUUCGUUUUGUUUCGCUUGAACAGGCUAGAAAAUGCCACGUUGUUCUCAAUGAAAAACCUCUCUUAGGACAACGUAUCACUAUCACACUUCAUGUGCCUGGCGAUGACAACUUGCCACCAGAGCUUCUUCCUCGCAAGGUAAAUGCCAGGGAACCAGGUCAUCGUCGUCUCUCUGACACAGGACGCAAACCUAAUCUUGGCGGCGGUGUCUCUCGCGUGAAGGCUCCCACCAAGGAAGAGUCGCUGGUACGAUGGGCAUCCGAUAUGAUUAUGAAGGAACUUUUUCAGGUGUUUUUAAAAGAUCUGGGUAGUCGUGUCAUUGGGCCUACUAUUUAUGAUUUCCUUAACCCAGCAAUUCGCAAAGCGAAGGAACUUGAACGCGCUCAUACUCAGGAACAGGAUAAGGAUUUAGAUAGUUUUAAAGGUCCAGAAGGGUCGCAGUUGCAGCAGGAUGCAUCUGUAGGAAUGGAUGAGCCUGCAAGCGGAAAGCAUAUAUCCUUAAAACCCUCAGAGCAAGGAUCAUCACGUUUAUCUUUGGAUGCCCCUCGCCAUGAUCCAAAGUUAUCCAUCAAGGACGCUCACCAACUCGCCCAUCCAGAAGUGCUUCCUAAACUGCCAAGCUUCAAAAAGAGAACACAAACAGAUCCCAACGCUGGGCAUAAGCCUCGAAUGGAGACAGAUGCUAAACGCUCCAAGAAAAAGAAGCGAUCUAAAGACAUUACAGGAAGACGAUCACGAUCUCAAAACCGAUCCCAUUCUCGCUCCCGUUCAUCUCGCUCUCGUUCUCGUUCUGGAUCUCGAAUUCGUUACCGAUCACGGUCUCGCUCCAUAUCACGAUCUCCUACGCCAUUGAGAUCGCGCCGUAACUACAAAACACAUGGUCGCUCUAGGUCUAGUUCUCGAUCAAAUUCCAGGAGUCGCUCUCGUGGCCGUCCUUCAACUAGAUAUGUAGAUUCAGAAUCUGAGACAGAGAGACAUAAGUCUGGAAACAAGAAAUUUGAACGAUCGCGUCAUUACUCUAGCGGGGCCCGUAGCGCAUCCAGCCAGGACGAAGACCGAGGACCUAUGAACAGUAGGCGACUGCAAAAGAAGGGUGGCAAAAGCUCCAGGCAUCUUUCCAAGAAGGGUAACCAAAUGGGCAACAAAAAGCAACCAAGUCUUCGGGAUUAUCUCAGUAGCAGCGAUGAUGGUAGGCGUGCGGAUGAUUUUUUGACAGAGUUUCAUCAGCGUCAACCACAGGGCGAAAGCAGUGAUGACUACAUGGACGAAGAUUUAUUGCCCUGAAAGGUAGUAGAGGCGGAGGGCUGGAAGACGACGAACGGCCCAGCAAAGCCUCGCACAAGCGUAAACGAGCACAUGACAGAACGUCCAGUCAUGAAACAGAGACAAAGAAAAAAGCAGACUCUCUUGCUUUACCAGACAUUGACUCUGGCUCAG
This is a messenger RNA of Lobosporangium transversale, 3506 nucleotides long. RefSeq lists its product as hypothetical. NCBI's taxonomy places the organism in Eukaryota, Fungi, Mortierellomycota, Mortierellomycetes, Mortierellales, Mortierellaceae. The transcript has 6 exons. Bases 147 to 3353 code for a protein of 1068 amino acids. The record is from RefSeq and is a predicted model, not a curated record. Gene Ontology annotation, molecular function: RNA binding.